CGGCGACGGCGGGGGGAGACUGAGCGGCCGAGGAGCCGGUGUGGCAUCGGUGCAUCGCAGCGGCCUGAGGUCGCGAGCAGCACAGCAGGGUGCGCCAGGCGCCGACGCGGUACGGGGCACCGCGCGACGCGUGAGCGCGUGGCCGGUCUCAGCACCAAGACGCAUCAAAGCCGGCGCUAGGCAGGGCACUAUCGCGCUGCUGCGCAGCUGUGCCUGCGCUGGUCCCUGGAGGAUUAGUGACAGCACUCACCAAUUUGUGUUUUGCAGAAUUGGGAGAAAUCAAGUAAGUACUAACUAGGUGUAUAAAUGCAAUUCCAUUUCACUGAUUCAAUUAGCCCCUAUUCAAUUUGUCCGUGGAUAGUGCUGCAUUGGUUUAAGGAAGAACCUCUUCCUGAAUCUACCAUUUCUUAGUUUUAGCCUUUGGGGUAAGGAUUUGGUGUUUCUAGACCUAAGUUAGUGACUCCAGUAAGGGUUUGUGGGAGCUUAUCAAUCAUUUUUUUACUUAUCCAACCGCUACAAAUAGAUGGUGUAGUGAUUUGUCUGAUCAAGUUUGCUUUUGUCCUGUUUUGUAUAAUCAUAUGGUGAUUUUGGAGGAAAAAAACUGGGAUGUUAUUUUUCACAUGUUGCGGGAUGGUUGCAGUAAAGGUGGUUAGAUUACUUUGGAACAAAUAGUUCAAUGUUGAUAAGCAUUGGGUUUUCUCAAGUUAUGGUCCUGAAUUAAUUCUGAUUAGUUAGUGUUGGAGCACAGGAAUGGGAUUCAGGUGUACACAGCUUACUUCAAAAUGGCGAACAAAAGAACAAGAGAUUUUAAUAAAAACAAGUUCUGUUCUCUUUGUCAAAGUUCUUUCUAUGCUAUGUGCAGAUAACUUCACAACAGAUCAGGAAGCUUUAGAGCUUGGCAAUGGAGAUGAGAGCCCGGGAAUCUGUAAGCAUGUCGAAGGAUCUAACUGGGGAAAUCACACCUUUUGCCACUGCCCUACAUGAUGUGUUCCUCCACUCCCAUUGCUCAUCAUGCUUCACCAAGUUACUUCCACAAACCCCUUGUGUCAUGUCUUGCAUGACAUGCUGUUCUCUUCGAUACUGCUGUUCAGAGUGCUUACGUGCGGAUUCAGUGGUGCAUGUUUCCUCUGGUGAAUGUUGCUUUUUUGUGGAUCACCUCAAGAGAGCCUCCCCUUCCUAUGUUACUGAAGGAACGAGUGAUUUGCGUGCUGCCCUCCGCCUUCUGUGUGUGCUUGAGAUACAUGGUCUUGUUUCGCCUGAUUCAAUCAAUCACUACAGUAGAAUUGGUGGACUUUCAGCAAGUGGUAUUGAGGAAGCUUUGAAGGAAGGUGAGGUUAUUGCUGAGAGGAUACUGGAGGGGAGCUUAUUGAUGUCAUCUGCUAGAAAAUCGAGGGCACAGACUUGUGUUAUUUUUUCAGACAGGCUUAAACUUGAGAAGAUGGCAUUAUGGGCAGUGAUUAUCAAUAGCGUCGAGGUGCAACUUAGUGAAGGGUUAGCUUUGGGAGUUGCAGUGUAUGGCCCGAGUUUCUCAUGGUUCAACCAUAGUUGCUUUCCCAGUGCUUCUUACCGGUUUGUACUGGCUCCAAGGAAUGAAGACUGUGCUUCACAGAAAUCAAAAUCCAGUGUAGUCCCUGCUAGCAAAGGAGUUGCAGCUGAUGUGUGGCAUGCUUGGCAAUACGAAGAUCAUUCUACUCAUGCACUGUGCAAAUAUGGCCCAAGAGUUGUUGUUCGUUGCAUAAAACCAAUUAACAAGGGAGAUGAAGUGUGCAUAACAUACAUUGAUCUUCUCCAGACCAGGGAAGCAAGACAUUCGGAUUUGUGGUCAAAGUAUAAAUUUAUUUGUUCUUGCAGGCGAUGUAUUGCAUCACCAGAGCCAUACACUGAUCUUAUUCUGAAUUGUGAUGUGAGGGACUUGGAUAAAGCAGAAGCAGAGGGUACUGUUACACCUCCAGCAAUUGAGAAUUUGGGUGAUGUCCUACAACAGGCAAUAUCUGAGUACACGUCAAAUGAUGACCCUGAAGCUUGCUGUGAUAUGAUUGAAACCAUGCUUUCCAACAGGUUGGUGAGUGGUUUGAAGCAAGAGGAUAUUUCAGGGAGAAAACAUAUACUACAGCCUCUUCACCAUAUCUGUCUUACUGCUUACAUGACACUUGCCUCUGCUUACCGGUUUCGCGCCUUAAGUUUAGAAGAAGCUGUCCGUUCAGAUGGAGAAAAUACUGAUGAAUUUUUUAGAAUGGCUAAAGCAGCAGCAGCGUAUUCCCUGGUACUUGCAGGGAGUACACACCAUUUGUUCUUAUCAGAAUGUUCUCUUAUGAUCCCCCUGUCUCAUUUUUUGUUAAACACUGGACAGUCUCUGUUAUAUCUUGUUGAGUCUAUCAAGGGAAAGACAAGGCAAAAUAUAUCCGAGGCCAGGCUCAGCUUUUCUUCAUGUCCAGCAAGUUCUACAGACAAUGAUUCUCCACCGUACCAUGUGUUCAGAUCAACCUGUGAAGCGUUUGGCAAGCAAAUGUUAUCCCUGUCACUGCGGUGCUGGUCAUUUCUAGUGCGAGGUUUACCCUGCCUGGAAAAGAUAAAGAGCCCCAUGGAAUUUAGUAUGCCCGGAACAACAAUAUUUCAGUCUGUCCUUUCUGAGGAAGACCAUGCCAACCUUUCCGCGCACGAGCCAGUAGGUUUCACGGAGAGACAAGCGGGGUGCAUCCUUAGUUUGGCUCUAUGUUGUAUCACCUACUGCAAAUAUCUUGCUACCAUAUGCUACGGCCCACAUCAUUAUCUGGCAGACCAUGCAAAAUAUCUACUUGAAGGUAUCGAUCCUGCACAAUGAAUCUUCUUUCUUGGCAUAGGUGUGUUGUGAAAUCUUAUGCUCUUAUGAGUUAAUGUAAAACGUGUCGUGAUUAUCAAGGCUGUUGAGCUUAUUUUCUAUAUGAUUGUAUGCUGAGCUCGUUAUUUAUUAUUUUGUAUGGAAGCACCAUUUUUCUAAAAAAAUUUGGUCACUGGGAAGUUGUAUCACUGA
Zea mays is the source of this 3010-nucleotide messenger RNA. Its product is annotated as protein SET DOMAIN GROUP 41. The record is from RefSeq and is a predicted model, not a curated record. Gene Ontology annotation, molecular function: protein binding. The transcript has 5 exons. Bases 902 to 2821 code for a protein of 639 amino acids. Lineage: Eukaryota; Viridiplantae; Streptophyta; Magnoliopsida; Poales; Poaceae.